AUGGGCACCAUGCUGGUGGCUCAACUGAGAGUUAGAGAGGAAAAGAAGAAGCACAGGAAUGUCAAAACUACACAAAGUGAACUCACACAAACCCUGUCUUUAGAAAAUACACACACCGCCGCCGGAAUGGGCAUACGGGAAGGACGAUGGCUAAAGAGAUGCUGGGUGGGGUGGGUCGAUGUUGCACUUGGGGUGACCCACGCGCGUGUCCGCGAGGAGCGUCGGCGCAUCACCAGUCGAACCUACGAACUCAACAGGUCGGUCCGGUCAUGUACAUGUCCUCAGGAGAUGCCCCAUUGUAGCCGAGUGCCAGUCAAGAAAGUGGCGGACCCCCUGGCAGCCUGCCUGGACGCCGAUGGCACCUACAUCUGCACCGCAUACUCGGCCCGUUGCUACAUCAUCCAGAAGGUGAACACUAGUCCGACCCCCGCAAGUUUAAACCCUGAGGCUGACAUCUUCGAGAGCAAACUAAAGCAAUCCGAAGAAACUGAAGAGGUCAAAACCGAAGCGGCCCCGACAGAUGGGUACGUGUACAUGAAUGGGGACGUUGGGAAGAUCCCUUCAGGGGCGGUUUAUGCUGCUUCCCCUGAACCCCAGGCUCCCCCACCCCCUGCUUCUGUCUCGGCUACCACGGCAGAAUCUGUCAAUGACUUCAGCACAUUAAACGGCGUAGUGGAUCCUCAGGAGACGUUCAGUGAUGGUGCGGCCCCCGAGGGGGGGCCGGCCCCCGCCACUAGCCCCCCGGCCACAGCGGAGAAUACACAGUCGAGUAUUCCUCUUGACCAGCUCAAGCAGAUGCUCUCCUCUCAGCUCGAAUACUACUUCUCAAGGGAAAAUCUGGCAAACGACACCUACCUGCUGUCUCAAAUGGACAACGACCAAUACGUCCCGAUCUGGACCGUGGCUAACUUUAAUGCUGUGAAGAAACUGACCAAGGACAUUAAACUGAUCACGGAAGUUCUAAGGGAAUCACCCAACUUGCAAGUUGAUGAAGAGGGCCAGAAAGUAAGGCCCAGUCAUAAGAGAUGCAUUGUUAUCCUUAGGGAGAUUCCUGACAGUACUCCAAUUGAAGAAGUUAAGGCUUUAUUCUCUGGGAAAAAUUGUCCAAAACUUAUCUCCUGUGAGUUUGCGCACAAUAACUCUUGGUAUGUUACGUUUGAAAAUGAUGAAGAUGCUCAAAAAGCCUACAGGUUUUUAAGAGAGGAAGUUAAAGAGUUCCAGGGUAAACCCAUAAUGGCUAGAAUAAAGGCAAAACCGAUGAACAGGUUGCCCAUACCACCAGUUGUGAGUGCAAUGGGAACAAUGAAGAACGGUUACAGACCACCUCCUGCUGCCACAACUGCUCCUGCUUUUGACCCCUCCACAGCCUUCCCUCCCACACAGCAGCGCUUCAUCUCCAACGGCAGCUACCUACCUUCUCAACUCAACUACGGCAGUCCAGUGCAAAUCUAUACAUUUCAACAGCAGCCGUUCUACUCAACUGGUAUGAUUCCACAUUGGGGUUCCAGCCCAGCUUAUUUUGAAUUUGGCAGUGUAUUCUCUGUCAAUGGCCUCGCCCCUCAAACUCCUUUUGCCAAAGCCCAAGGAUCGAGGUUUCUUAGUGGUUCUAGGAACAGUAGGAACAAACGCUCAGAGCAUCGUAGUUCAGUAUCAGAAUCUGGAUCAUCUCGAAGUUACAGCAGCAAUAAAAGCAGUUCCAAGGUGACAGACGCGCACCUCAGUCACGCAGGCACUGUAGCAGGUGUGGCCAACAAGAGCCUCUAUCAUCGUGACAUUGUAAACCAGGACUCGGACGACACCAUCGCUAGGCUCACCGAAUCAUUGGACGGGUUCAUCCAACCCAUUAUGGUGUCCAAGGACUUGAUACCUCCCAGGCGUCGCAGGAAAGAGGAUGAGUCUCGAGUGAGCAGCAGUCCUGGACCCAUGCCAGCUGCUGCCACCUCUCCCCGUGGAGCUCAGUUUGACUUGGAAGACGAUGCGUUUCCCCCCCUCCCAGCGUCUGCCCCUCCUCCAGCUCCCACCGCACCAGUGGAGCCUCAGCCUGACACCACUACAACCACCACGCAAUCACAGUCUCACCGUGAGAACAGGCUGUCUGAUGUGGUGAAGGGGACGGCCAAAAGCAAACCACUGUCCAACAGUAGUAUAAACAUAAACGUUAGUUGUAACACCAAGGAUAAGGACACGGGCUCUCCGAGGCCACGGUCUGCCUCUCCUACUUCCCCUCCGCCUAGUCAAGUCACCUCGCCCCCCUUGCCCACUCCCCCUCUUACUCCUGAGAAGACAGUUCCUGUAGCCGCUGGUGCCGGUGCCAAGUGCUGCACGGCGGACAAAUCAACCAAGACUGAUGACAUGGUAGUGAACGGAGGUGCUAGCGAGGUGGCAGUCAGCGCGACCGAGACUCCAACCACAACCAACGUGGCCACCAUGACUGACGCCACCACAGCGCCACAGCCCAGUGAGUGCAGCAGCAACCAGAGACUAAGCUACGCUCAAGUCGCACAACAUGCUAAAGAGAAACAACUGGCCGACCGAGCUGAGAAACUGACUAUAACCACGUCAAGUGAGGAUGAGAAGAAAGAAGUCCAAGUGCUCAUAUCUGGUCAAACUUCGCCCAAAGAGGCAGUAAGUGCGCGGCCGCCAGGUGUGGGUCGAGGAGGGGGUGCGACCAAGGUCGGGCCUCGUCGUCGAGAUAAUUUGCUCAGGUUCAAUGCACGCCCCAGGUCACCCAAAUAGCACAACCCGGUCAAUCGACAAGAGUGGUGGACGAGUGUAGCAGACGCCAGCUGAGAGUGGUUCGUGGUUCGUAAGACAUAGACACAGACCCUCCUGGCAUCAAGUGCCUCAAGUGCUGCACACAGACAUGGAACUGUGAUACCAGUAGCUCUUACUCUGUUAUAUCAUCACACUAUUGUUUGUAAUAUUAGCUGCUCGUUUGACUUUUAGACCGAUGUCGUUCGUUAACUUUUAUUUCAAACAGACUGGAGUGAAUCCUCGUGUACUCGUUACGGAUGAUAACUAGACUCAGUGUAUUUAUUGUAAGAAAGUCAUUUUUCUGUAAAUAAUCCUGACUAAAAUUUAUUUUUGACAUGUAAAAACGCAGUGUAGAGUAUUUAGUAUCUUAACGAUAGCCGAUGUUGAAUUAUUUCGAAACUUUAUCUAUUUUAUUGUUAAAUUUUAUUCGUACCGCCACGUUUAUCGGUGAAAUUUUAUCCGAGAAAUGAGUGUUACCAAUGUGUUUUUGUAACCGAUAUGCGGCUCUAUCGAACAAUGAUUGCCUUCGCUAAUGUAUAACGUAACGUAGGAGUGUGCAUGAGGUACAUAAACUAUAUCUGGCAUCCGCGCAAUGCUGCGGACAGUGCUUCCUGCGCAGAUCAGUAACCGAACCAGUAUACAACCUUCAGAAUAGGUGUAGGGAGUGAAAGUUUACAGUGAAUAUGCAAACAGCUGCAAUUAUGGUAGUGUUGCUUUUUUUCUUUUCUUUUAUUUCAUAAAUAAUAUAAGGAAGUUAAUGAACAUUCUGUGUGAUAAGAGUUUAUUUUUAACAUUUAAGUUAAAGGAUAUUUGUAUGGUCUGAUGGUGGGAGUAAACUUCUCUUUACACCGUUAAUAUAAUUUUGUGUCGUUAACACUUUAUCAAUAAGAAUAUAUUUAUGCGAGAGAUCAUUUUACAAGUCUUUGAACAUUAUUGCUGAUUAUGUUUUUAAUUACUAAAUUAAGAUAGCCUACUCUCUCCAGAUUUGCCAAAGUUGCGCUCAUUAUGCACUAUUUUACUGUGGGGUUUUUUUAAGUUUUUUAUCUGUGAGAAUGCUUUAAUUUCUAAUCACAGUCUAUAUUUUACCCAUGUUGUUUUAGUACUUUAUGCUUAAAAUGUGUCAUGUAUUCAAAAUUAGCAUUUUUUUUAUAUCAAUUUAGCUAUUCCUGGAUUUGCUGCUUGUUGACAGAUAUUUAUGAGUAUUAAAACUUACAUUUUUGAAAACAUUUUUAGUAGGCUCUGUUUAAAUCAAGGUUGGUUGUUAUCUUUUUGUUUUGUAGUUACUGCUAUAUUUAUUGUUUCUAAGCUUUUGAUUACCCUAGGCUAGUGUAUUGAAGAUCAUCUUAAUGCAUUUUGGCUAUUCUAUUAUAUAACUUUGUAUCUAUCAAUCUACAAAUAAAUCAUACAUGAUGUCUCUUACAUGAUUUUUUGGUUAGACAUUUCUAUAAAUAUAUUCGUGGCUGGUGAAUGCCUUGGUAAUCGUAAUCAUAAAAUGAUUUUUAACUUUGCACGCAAAUGAGAUUUGAAGGCUGGUAUCCUACUAUUCAUUUCAAUAUAUUAUGUACGUAUUUAAAUAUAUGCUAUUUAGUGAUGAAAUAUACUAGAGAAUAAAAUUUAGUGUUAUAUUGAGAAACUGGGUUGAAGCAGUGAGCUAUACAAACCCUAACUAUCAAUAAAUGUUAACCUGUGAUAAGAAAUUUAUAGCUUGAUACCUUAUGUUGAACAUUAUCAUUACGCUAUAAGGAAAUGUGUGAAGAGAAGUAUUCACCACCCACUCAAAACAAGCAAAACUAGAAUAGUAUCUACCAUGUAAGACGCAUACUUGCUAUCUAUAGUUUUAUAUGCAUAUUUUUUUAAUAUAUCUUGACUGACCAUACAUUUGUAUCAGCCGUAUAUACUUAUAUUUUUGAUUGUGUGAAAAUGUUACGACACUUUAUUUGAACAACCAAACUACUUCUAAUGAUGUUAACAUUAAAAUUUUGUUUUUACAUUUUAAUAAUUUAAUUACUAACUGUUUUAUAAUCGCUGAUUAAAUCAGUUACACCAAAAUGUAUUUAAUGUAGAUACGCAGCUUUACAAUGGCAUUUUGAUUGUAUAGGUUGUUAUUACUGUAUUAUAUAUUUUUUCCAUUUGCCAUCAUAAAGUCUACAAUGUGGGGUUUGUAAAGUUAUCAGUUUUGAGUUAGUCACUAGUGUAGGGUAGAGCUCUCACUCAGUACUUGUACAGGGCAAUCGUACGCCGGUUUGGCCAUUUUUGAGUUUUACCUAUCGAGUGCAGUUUUGUUGUUACUGAAUGGAUACUUUGUUCAAAAUCAAAACAGUUAUUUUAAACAGACUUUGAAAGGGUGUAAGGAAGAUGUUUAUUAAAUAUAUAAUAUUUUGUUCUUAUUACGAUACUGUUGGUGAUUAUUAAUAAAUUUCCUAUAUACAAGAGAUUUCAUACCUAUUAAUUAAGUGUUGUUUAUAGGACUAUAUGACUUACACAGGGGGGCUUUGCAUGCUGAUCCAUUCGGAGUGGGGCCAAUGUCAAUUUUCAUGUACAGAAUAUACAGGGUGCGUUAUCGCUACACUGUAUGGUAUUAACAUGCUCCAAAGUGCUUCUACAUAUCCCGGCUGUGUAAUUUUCUGAAAGUUAAUGUUCUGGAAAUUACUUAAACUGCAUGGUGAUAAUGAAUGUAAUAAAAAUAAUCAUUCUAGUAUAAAUAUCGUUGUGUAUAGUCUUUUGGUUGUUGAUGAAGGCCUUCUAUAUGUGAUCGUAAAUAACCCCUUGUUGAUAAUAUCUUUACGCCAGCGUAAAGGACAAGUUUGUUUUUAUUAUAGUGUUAUUAUGUUACAGUGAAUGAGUUAUAAUUUUUGAAUUGGAAGUAGGAACAACUUGAGAAAUGUAAUAGCCUAUUUUACAAUGAUUAUUAUUAUGUAAAUAGCCCAAAGUGGUAAACAAAUUUUUACGUUCCUGUCUUGAACGAGUUUUGAUUUAUGACAAAUUUAAUAUAUAAUCAUAUAUUUACACCUUUAGAAACUACUUUCAUUAUGUUUGAUGAAAAGGAAAUUUUUUUAAUUGCACAAUUGGCAUAGAACUCAUUCCAUCCACAAUAGAUUGACCGGUUCAAUAAUAAAUGUAUGAAUGAUAAAUUAAUGUUAAUAAUGUUGAUUGAGGAUUUACUUGUUUUGUUUUUUAGGAAAAUAAAUAUUAAUAAAAAUAUGACAGCUUG
Macrosteles quadrilineatus (aster leafhopper) is the source of this 5965-nucleotide messenger RNA. RefSeq names its product la-related protein 4-like. Gene Ontology annotation, cellular component: cytoplasmic stress granule; cytosol. The record is from RefSeq and is a predicted model, not a curated record. Gene Ontology annotation, biological process: positive regulation of translation. The transcript has 17 exons. Bases 1 to 2736 code for a protein of 911 amino acids. Lineage: Eukaryota; Metazoa; Arthropoda; Insecta; Hemiptera; Cicadellidae. Gene Ontology annotation, molecular function: mRNA 3'-UTR binding.